AUGUCUGCAGGCGAGGAGGAGCGAGAUGGUGAGGCGGCAGCGCCCGUGUACGUGUAUGAAUCAAAGGUCCACUGUGCCAACGUGCUGUUGAGCCUGGAGGAGCAGCGGCGGCAGGGCAUCCUGUGCGAUGUGACCCUUCUGGUGGAGGGGAGGGAGGUGCGCGCUCACAGGGCCGUCCUCGCCGCGAGCAGCCGCUACUUCCUGCAGGCUCUGCUGGGACACAAUGGGUCAGCAGGUGAAGCGGAGCCCAUCAUUAACCUGCCAGACAAGGUCACAGCUAAGGGCUUUGCUCCACUACUCCAGUUUGCCUACACAGCCAAGCUCGUCAUAAGCCGGGAGAACAUCCACGAGGUCAUCCUGUGCGCUGACUUCCUGGGUGUUCACAACUUGGAGGACUCCUGCUUCCGCUUCCUCCAAGCCCAGCUGCAGAACGACAGCGAGCACGCCAGUAACGGGAAGGUGGAAUACAGCAAAGACACCACAGCUGAGGAUACAGUCUUCUCUGAGGCCAUAUCCUCGAGUGAGUCUUGUGAGACAAGGCAGCAGACCAAUCAUGUAGCAAGUACUGCUCCCCUACCCGCUGACCUUUCUCAGUUUCCCAAGUACAGGAAAUAUCAGUACCAGAUCUGUGAAAAUAAGCACAAUGGAGAAAACCAUGAUGACAUUGAUGAUGUCCUUUUGGCCAAUCAUACCUCAGUCAGCCCUGUGAGAUCACAGCUCGCAGACAGCAAUGCUGCUCCACAGAGCCUUCUCUCUCCCUCCAGGAUCAAAGAGGAACCGUUCAUGUUUGAGGAGGAAGAAGAAGAAGAAGAAGAAGAAGAAGAAGGAAGGAGUGGCUGCAUUCCAGAAAUGUGUACUGAGGAGGUGCUGGAGAUGGAGCUAGAAGUGGAAGGGGUUCCAGUAGCACCUGAGCACUCUCCGAGCAGAGGUUCACCCUCCUCCUGCCUGCGCUCCUACCUCCAGAGAGGUGGCCUUGAUCUCAGCUGUGUGCCGAGCACCACCAUCCAGCAGCUACUCACCAACAGACUGUCCCUCAACCACUACAAGGAACUGGUCAAAGACAGGCACAGGGACAAGACAGAGUCCCUAGAUCAAGUCGACCUAAAGAGCAGCAUUGCAGAUGUUUUACCAGCUGGCGUUGGUAAGAGAAUGGAAAGGCCAGUUUCCAAAGCCUCAUCUUCAAAGUAUGAAGGGGAGCUUGACAGACGAAGUGUCAUAUUCUCUUCAGCAGCUGGCGAGCAGCAAAUGUUGGCCCACUCUUACAUGGAAGAGAAGUUCAGGGAAAAAGUCUCGACUCUCAUGCAGGUAGAAGCUCCUUCUUCGGGUCGGUCAUGCCUCAGCACCAGCUGCCCUGUUCCCAUCAAGACAUCAGCCCAGUCCCCUUCUCCGUCUGAGCCCCGGACCCAGACCUCCAGCUCUCGUUCAUCCUUCUCGUACCCGGAGGACGCAGGCAGUGGUAGCUCACCUUCCAGCCUUCCACAGUUUGACUUCUCUUCGUCCCCAAACUCAGGCUCCGCCUCUGGACUGUCUCACUGCCUGUCUGUGGGAGUGGAGCCGAGGAACCCCCAUAGCGGAGAGCUUCUCUUCUCCCAGGGCUGCAACAAGAUCAAAAGUGAACGGGGAUUUGGUGCCAGUGGCGGCAACUCCAGCGACGAAUCAGGAUCGUUCUCUGAGGGAGACAGUGAAAGUGGGAUGUCCAGAGUCUCUGGCCCUGAGGUAAAACUGCCCUUCCCUGUAGACCAGAUCACCAACCUGCCACGCAACGACUUCCAGAUCCUCAUAAAGAUGCACAAGCUGAACUCGGAGCAGCUGGAGUUCAUCCACGACAUCCGCCGCCGAAGCAAAAACCGCAUCGCAGCUCAGCGCUGCCGCAAGAGGAAGCUGGACUGCAUUCAGAACCUGGAGUGUGAGAUCCGCAAACUGGUAAACGAGAAGGACAAGCUGCUGAGUGAGCGCAACCAGCUGAAGGUUUGCAUGUCCGAUCUUUGGCAGAACCUCUCCUUCCUCUCCCAACAAGUUUGUCGGGAGGUGCAGGGCCCUCAGCCGCCUCCCGUCUCCGACAGCAUCGACCUCACAUCAAACCCACCAUCGCCUUCGUCACACCCGGGCUCAUCCAAGUCCCGGUCACCUGUGUCCCAGCAUAGCAACACCGCCUGUCUGUCUGAGGGGCGUCCAGGUCAGGGGAGGCCGCAGGAUGGGCAGCCUGGCAUGCAGAACACACUGGUGCUUGGAUCCACUGAGGAAGUAUGUAGCCCCACUGUAACGGUGGAUUUCUGUCAGGAAAUGACUGAGAAAUGCACAACGGAGGAGCAGGACUGUGCUUAGAGCCUCGGUGGGCGAACAGUUUGGUCUGUUUCACUUGUCUAUACCUUGAAUAUUUGAAGUAUUCUCUUUCUUUUUGUAAUGAUGACACAAGCGUUGUCUUUUCAGCAAUACUGUUAAACAGGUAUUUUUGGACUGGUUACAAAUCAAAAGCACUGGCAGCUUUCUCUCACUUUCUCUUCAUAUCUUCUUCUACUUCUUCUUCUGUCUUUCUCUGUCUCUUCCUGACUUUUCCUUCCUGUCCACUUCCUUCCCUCUCUGGUGCAUCAUGGGAGGUUAAACUCAGGAAUUCCUCAGAAUGUUAAGUAAUGUCCCUGUUAGCGUGUACCAGCACUUUAUUUUACAGUCCUGUCAAAUCUUGAUAAUUACAUAUGUACUUACAAUUGAUCUGUGGGAUUGAAUCAUAGAUUCAAUGUCAACAUUUUGGGGAAAUAUGCUUUAUUUUUGUUCUUGAAGAGGGUGAAAGAUUCAAGAGGAAAUUAGUUUUAUGUCAGUAAGACUAACAGGAUGUGGUUAGCCUAGCUUAGCAUGAAGCCUGGAGAAAGGGGGGAAAAAGCUAGUCAGUCUUUCUAAUAUUAAAAAGAAAUCACCUACUUCAAGAAUUGUAAGGCUGACUUAUGCACAAUGCAUCUAAUUUGUUUAAAGCAUACAGAAAUGCUUUGUCUUGCAAUCUGUGCGCACACAUUUGUAAACAGUACGCACAGUUGUGCAAACUGUGGGCACAGUUUACAUUGCAAAUCCUUUCUCACAGAUUGAAAAUGCAACCACACAGUUAACAAACUGGCACGGAUUUGUAAACCAUGCACACAGAUUUGUAAA
Molecule: messenger RNA, 3141 nt
Organism: Labrus bergylta (ballan wrasse)
Lineage: Eukaryota; Metazoa; Chordata; Actinopteri; Labriformes; Labridae
Gene: bach2a
Product: BTB and CNC homology 1, basic leucine zipper transcription factor 2a
Biological process (GO): regulation of transcription by RNA polymerase II
Molecular function (GO): RNA polymerase II cis-regulatory region sequence-specific DNA binding; protein binding; DNA-binding transcription factor activity, RNA polymerase II-specific
Source: RefSeq, a predicted model, not a curated record